CUGCUGCGUCCCCGCCCUGCGCUAGGGCCGGGCCGGGAGGGUCCCGGGGCGUGCGGCCGGGCCGGCGGGUGAGGUUCUCCAGGCAGACGCAGCGCCAUGCGCAGCCCCCCUGCCAGGGCGCUGCUGCUGAUUACGCGCCGGGGCCCUGCCGUGCGUGCGUGGGCCCCGGCCGUCUCCUCUAGGACAUGGCUGGCUUCUGAGUGGAACCCGCUCGUGCGCGCUUGGACGUCCCUAAUCCAUGAGCCGACCCCGGGCCUCCGCUUUCCCGCGCCCCUCUCCCGACUGCCCGGUGGCGUGGGGCGGUGGGCCACGUCCUCAGGGGCCCGCAGGUGCUGGAUACUGGCAGGACCCCGCGGCUCACAUCCCCUGUUCGCCAGGUUCCAGGGAGUCCCGGCAGCCGCCGCCAAUGUGCGAGACCUUGGGAACGACUCGCGGCAGCGGCCCGCGGCGACCCGGGGCUCAGAAGUGUGGAAGCUCCUGGGGCUGGUGCGCCCUGAGCGCGGGAGGCUGUCAGCUGCUGUUGGGUUUCUCGCUGUGUCCAGUGUCAUCACCAUGUCUGCUCCUUUCUUCCUGGGGAAGAUCAUUGAUGUUAUUUACACCAACCCAAGCGGGGACUAUGUCGACAGCCUGACUCACCUCUGUGCUGGCCUCACUUGUGUGUUCCUGUGUGGUGCUGCUGCGAACGCCGUUCGUGUCUACCUCAUGCAGUCUUCAGGUCAGAGCAUCGUGAACAGGCUGCGCACCUCACUGUUCUCCUCUAUCCUAAGGCAAGAGGUUGCUUUCUUUGAUAAGACCCGCACAGGAGAAUUGAUUAACCGCCUCUCCUCAGAUACUGCACUCCUGGGGCGCUCAGUGACGGAAAACCUCUCUGAUGGACUGAGGGCUGGGGCCCAGGCUUCGGUUGGUGUUGGCAUGAUGUUUUUUGUGUCACCCAGUCUGGCCACCUUUGUUCUGAGUGUGGUACCUCCGAUCUCCAUCCUCGCCGUGAUUUAUGGACGAUAUCUACGGAAACUGUCCAAAGCCACACAGGACUCUUUGGCACAAGCCACACAGCUCGCUGAGGAGCACAUUGGAAACAUAAGAACCAUCCGAGCUUUCGGGAAGGAGACGAUGGAAGUGGAGAAGUACACCAGCCACGUGGACCAGUUGCUGCUGCUAGCACGGAAGGAGGCCCUGGCCCGGGCGGGCUUCUUCGGAGCAGCUGGGCUCUCAGGAAACCUGAUUGUGCUGUCUGUCCUGUACAAGGGUGGCCUGCUGAUGGGCAGCGCCCAUAUGACAGUGGGCGAACUCUCUUCCUUCCUCAUGUACGCUUUCUGGGUUGGAUUGAGCAUCGGAGGUCUAAGUUCCUUCUACUCCGAGCUGAUGAAAGGCCUAGGUGCUGGUGGGCGACUCUGGGAGCUGCUGGAGAGACAGCCACAACUGCCUUUUAAUGAGGGGACUGUGUUAGACGAGAAAGGCUUCCAGGGUGCCCUGGAGUUCAGAAAUGUGCACUUCACGUACCCUGCUCGCCCAGAAAUGGCCGUUUUCCAGGAUUUCAGCCUUUCCAUCCCAUCUGGAUCUGUCACAGCACUGGUUGGCCCUAGUGGUUCUGGAAAAUCAACAGUGGUCUCACUCCUGCUGCGGCUGUAUGACCCUGUUUCUGGAACAGUCAGUCUUGAUGGCCACGACAUUCGUCAACUAAACCCCGUCUGGCUGAGAUCCAAGAUUGGGACAGUCAGUCAGGAGCCGGUCCUGUUCUCCUGCUCUGUGGCAGAAAACAUUGCCUAUGGUGCUGACAACCCAUCCUCAGUCACAGCCCAGGAGGUGGAGAGGGCGGCAGAAGUGGCCAAUGCCGCAGAAUUCAUCCGGAGCUUCCCUCAGGGCUUCAGCACUCUGGUCGGCGAGAAGGGCAUCCUCCUAUCUGGUGGGCAGAAACAAAGGAUCGCCAUAGCCAGGGCCCUGCUGAAGAAUCCCAAAAUUCUUCUCCUUGAUGAAGCAACCAGUGCACUGGAUGCUGAAAAUGAGCAUCUGGUACAGGAGGCCCUCGACCGGCUGAUGGAAGGAAGAACAGUGUUGAUCAUAGCUCACCGCCUGUCCACCAUUAAGAAUGCCAAUUUUGUUGCUGUCCUUGACCAAGGAAAAAUCAGUGAACAUGGAACACACGAAGAGCUGCUUUUGAAGCCCAAUGGGCUUUACAGAAAACUAAUGAACAAGCAGAGUUUUAUGUCAGUAUAAUGGAUCAGUUUCUGGAGCCGUCAAAGUACGCAGCCUGUAAUCCCAGCUAUUGGGAAGCUGGAGCAGAAGGAUUGUGAAGACUUCCUCAUGUACAUAGCAAGACCCUCUCUGAAAACAAACAAAAACAAAACAGUAGUUCCUGAGAGACUUUAAAACCAUCGGAGAAAAACAGAUCUUAAGAGACUGUGUGAAACCUGUGGAUCGUACUUCAGUUAUUUGAAACAUGCCUAUUUUCACAGAGAAUGUAAAACCCUGUGUUUAGAUGUGUCUGUCCUCUCAGAUCUUCUUCGUCGCUUUCUAAACUUGGGAAACGCUGACGUUGCUGCAGGGUCGGAAUGUUUGUUUAGCUUAGCACAGCGCCUCACUUCCUUUGCUGCCAGAGUCAGGCCGUGACGUCAGGUGAGAGCUCUAAAAAGGGAAUUCUAAACUAAAGGCCUGACUACUUUAAGCCAGGUUGCCAGUCACUGAGGCACCUCCCUGGGGCCACUGAGGGAAAGCUUGCUGUGUCUGUCCCCACAUCUCAGGGGUCGGAGCUCUGGAACACGAUAGGCUGCGAUGGUCAGGGCAGGCGGCGCACAGCACCAGGGUGUGUGAGAGCCUGAUGCGUUUUGCCACAGGAGGAAGUCCCAGUCUGUAAACAGAAACACGUCUAUUUUUUUAUUCACUUCCUUGUUUUCUGACUCCUUUUGAAAAGCAAGGUACAGAUGACCAGGUAUUAGCAACAAAAGUGAAUGGAAAUCAAUUUUACAUUUGUUGGAGCAUGUAUUUUGGAGAAAAAAAAAUCAAUACCUGUUUAAAAUAAUAUGUAAUUCUCAGAUAUAUUAAUUAUAGUUUUAUACUUUACAUUUUCACUAAUAAGGCUGAAUCUGAGUAAUUUUCAGCCUUGAAUAUGGUGGCUCUUUGGCCUCAGCAGCAGAAGCAUGAUGACAGAAGGAACAUUGUCUUUUUUUUUUUUUUUGGAAAGCGUUGCAAUAAGAUACAUAUUGUCUUGCUGCUGUGGUAAAUGUGGCUACCCUGCCAAGCGCAAGAGAAGGUAUAACUGGAGUGCCGAGGGUGAGAUGCAACGCUUCUGAGACCGGGCAGAUGAGGCACCAAAACAUUGUUUAUCAUCCAUUCAGACAGGGAUUCUGUGAAGGAACGAUCUAAAGCCAAGAGGUCGCUGUUGCAGCAUCCAGUUCAUCUUGAAGAUUGCAACAGUCAGUCAUGAAACAAUUGUUCUGGUUUAAAAAGAAAAAAAACCAAGCAUGGCGACUCACACCCCUAACCCCAGCACCUGGGAGUUCAAACCCUGCAUUACAAUAGUGAGUGUGAGACCAGCCAGGACAUGAGACCUAGUCUUCAAAUGUCUUCAAAGACAUUGGAAGAGUUUGAAAGCCCUACCCAAUGGAAUACGUGGAACCUUAACAUGGCACUGCCCUAUACAAGGAGAUGAGUAGUCUUUUCUCCUAUGCUUGCAGUUUUAGUCACCUACAGUGUCUCCAUUCUUACAGAUUCGCCACAUUUUUUUUUUGGUAUUAGUGCUAUUAGUUGGAUGUUGCCUCAAGAAAAUGUGCUUUUUUAUGCUGGUGAUGUAGAGCCCGAGGCAUAACUACCCUGAGAGUUAAAUGGACACACCACCUGCUGUGCCCACUGGCCUCUGGCCAUACUGGAAGAAACCUCUUCAUGGAAGCACAGAAUGUCACAGUGUGUGGUACUUGAGUAAGACAGGCUCUCUGGAUGAGUGUAGUGGUCUCUGAGUUAGUGAACAGCACAUUUUUGACCAUCAUCUCCACUGUCCACGUUUAUUCAACUUGAAGGGGGGUUCUCAGAAGACAAAACAGCCCCCAGGUUGGUGGGAAACCCCUUUGCUCCAUGGAUGUAUUUAAAAAACUGAAUUGAGUCAUCACACUUUAUUUCUUAAUAUGUUUGUCUUUAACAUUUUAUAUCAGAUUAAAAUUUAUAGCGAAUUUAA
Molecule: messenger RNA, 4165 nt
Organism: Peromyscus maniculatus bairdii (prairie deer mouse)
Lineage: Eukaryota; Metazoa; Chordata; Mammalia; Rodentia; Cricetidae
Gene: Abcb10
Product: ATP binding cassette subfamily B member 10
Biological process (GO): oligopeptide export from mitochondrion
Cellular component (GO): mitochondrial inner membrane
Molecular function (GO): ATP hydrolysis activity; ATP binding; ABC-type oligopeptide transporter activity
Source: RefSeq, a predicted model, not a curated record